AACAUGCUAUCUUAUUCAAACUUACGAACAAACAAAUCCCUGAAUAGCGAAUCCAGCCGAGUAAAACUGGGACAAAACAUGUAAUCCGAACAAUGUCAGCGGUAUUACUCAUAAGUAGGAAGUUCAAGAUGGCGGACGUUGAUGCACGGGUAUCUUCAGUAAGUUUUCAAUACCGUUUUUCGUCGCUUGAUUUAUCGGUAUGAUUAUCAAGUAUCUAUAAGAGUAGCCAGUUUUGGAUAAUGUCUGCCAAUCCACGGCCUCUUCGUCUUCCUCCUAUGCCAAAAGUGGCUGACCUCCUUCGUGUGUAUGGGCUGUCUGCGAAGAAGCAACUUAGCCAAAAUUUCAUUCUUGAUCUGAACAUUACAGAUAAGAUUGCAAAAGUUGCAGAUGUGUUUGAUUGCCAUGUUUGUGAAGUAGGAGCAGGGCCAGGAUCACUUACGAGGUCCUUGCUACAUGCUGGAGCCAAACAUAUUGCUGCUGUGGAAAUUGACAGGAGAUUUCUUCCCUCUUUAGAAAUGCUUGAAAGUGCCAGCAGAGGAAGACUGUCAAUACAUCAUGCAGACAUCAUGAAGUUUUACAUACCAGAUGCUCUACCAAAAGCUGAUGCUGUGCAUUGGCACACAGAAGUUCCAGGUGUUCGUAUGGUGGGAAAUCUUCCAUUCAAUGUAUCUAUUCCUCUUCUUCUGCAAUGGCUUGAAGCAAUUCCACAGAGAGCUGGGCCAUUCACUUUUGGUAGAACACCAAUGGCACUUGUGUUUCAGAAAGAAGUGGCAGAGAAUAUCCAAGCUCCUCCUGGAGAUAAGGAAUGCACACGCCUUUCCAUUAUGACACAGUAUCUGUGUGAAGUCAACAAGAAAUACUUGAUACCGCGCAAAAUAUUUGUACCAGAACCAAAGGUUGAUGCCAUGUUGUUACAUUUUGUACCACGAGUCACACCCCUUAUUGAAGCUCCUUUCGUUGUUGUGGAGCAAGUAGUGAAAGCAAUAUUCUCAGAAAGACGAAAAACCAUCAGAAAUUCGUUACGAACACUGUUCCACACAAAGCCAGAAUUAUCGGACGAGCUAUUAGAGAGGACAGGGGUUGAUCCCACUCUACGGCCUAACCAAGUUAACUUCGAGGAUUAUGAGAAAAUUUGUCGCUCGUUUCUAGAAGUAUCACGUGAACAUGACAUGCCAAUCACGCCUCUUAGAGUACGCAAGCCUGUUGCUGUGGCAACGAGGAAACUCACUGGCGUGGAUAUUCACACCAGUUAUCAAAUCACUCAGUAAUAUAGGCCUUACUUCAGCGGAUAAGGAGAAUCGUCAUGGUGUUGUAGUGUGACAGAAUGGCCUUUCGAUCUGUCAUGCCACUCUAGCCAAUAUAAUUUCACGAUCCCGUUCUUAUUUAGGAAACACAGAUACUGUCAAGCUUAAGAUAACAAGCGUAACACGUUCCAUCUCUGGCAUACAAUUUUUAGGCGUGCGAUGAGAAUAUUAUGAUGGUUAUGUCGAGUCGGCAACCGCGGAAAAAAAAUGGAUUGCGUCAUGUAUCACUUUUUAGUUUCUUUGCAAUCACUUUUCAGCGGGCUAUUCGUCGGAGUAACAAUUGGGGUUAAUUCUCAAUUCUACCUUACAGGGAAUGACUAAUUUGCAAUGUAGAGGGUAGAACCAGAGAAAGAUAAUUAUAAAUUACAGGUGGCUGUCUGUGUAUUCAGCGUAAUUAUCGGUUUGAUAAAGCCAUAUCGAAAGCGAAUGGUAAUAUCUAAAACGUUUUGGUUAUUCUAAAAAUGAACUGGCUCUAACUUGAAGAUUAGAUGGAGAGAGUUUGAAUACUCUGUAAAUUCAAGUUAGUUUGAGAGAGCGCAAAGAUCACAAAUAUGGUGUUUAGGCCGUCGCUGGAUUUCCCCCUUAGGUGGAUUUCCCCCUCAGACUUGGAUCUUUUGUUAACAAUUGCCCCUGCAAAAUCAGUCUAACUACAUGUGUAGGGCCCAUGGCGGUUCAAUGCCUUUGAAUAAAAUCAAGAAGUAUUUGCAAAA
Pocillopora damicornis (cauliflower coral) is the source of this 2014-nucleotide messenger RNA. Its product is annotated as dimethyladenosine transferase 1, mitochondrial. Gene Ontology annotation, molecular function: rRNA (adenine-N6,N6-)-dimethyltransferase activity; mitochondrial transcription factor activity. The record is from RefSeq and is a predicted model, not a curated record. Gene Ontology annotation, cellular component: mitochondrial matrix. NCBI's taxonomy places the organism in Eukaryota, Metazoa, Cnidaria, Anthozoa, Scleractinia, Pocilloporidae. Gene Ontology annotation, biological process: rRNA methylation; transcription initiation at mitochondrial promoter.